Molecule: messenger RNA, 2815 nt
Organism: Stegastes partitus (bicolor damselfish)
Lineage: Eukaryota; Metazoa; Chordata; Actinopteri; Pomacentridae
Gene: nptxrb
Product: neuronal pentraxin receptor b
Exons: 5
Coding region: 1-1842 (613 amino acids)
Source: RefSeq, a predicted model, not a curated record
AUGAAGUUCGUGGUGGUUCUAGUGGGAGCGGGCACUCUGGCCUUCCUCGGUGCAGCCAUCUGCAUCAUCGCCAGCGUUUAUCCCCGAAAACGCGCCGCGCCUCUCAGCGACAACGGCACCCUGGCAUCGGAGACGCUGCUGGAGCCUCUGGAGCCGGGAUCGGUGGCUCACGCCGGACCGCUCGGCGCCCUGCACGGCUCCGAGUCGUACGAUGGAGGGAACGGGCUCGGCGGCAUCGGCCUGGAGGUCCCCACUCUGAACGAGCUCAACCUCGGCGAGGAGACCGGGGGAGGCUCGGCGAAACAGUUCAGCUUCAGCCGACUCAUCUGCACUCCUGUCCCGGUCGGAGAAUGUAAGACCAAAGACCUGAGGCAGCGGCGGCAGCAGCAGCAGCAGCAGCAGCAGCAGGCGGACGAGCCGCUGUACGGAACCGGGGACGAAGACCUCCGGACCACCGCGGAGGAGCUCCGGCAGAUGGUCUUGCAGCAGAACGAUCAGAUCCUCAUGGACCAGAGGACCAUCCGGGAGCUGACCGGGAAGCUAAGCGAGUGUGAGAGCGGCCUGGAGGACGAGAGGAGCGUCCCGGAGCGGAGCAUCGGAGUCUGGAGCGGCAACCGACGCGUCAUGGCCGGGGACGAUGUGAGCUCCUCCGCCGCGGCGCAGCUGCAGACAGCUCGGGCUGUGGAGGAGCUGGCCCGGGCCAUCAUGGACCUGAAGGACCGCAUUGAGAAACUUGAGGCAGAGAUCGGUCCCGCCGCCUUGAACCUCACUGACACGUCCGUGGGUGGAACCAGCAGCAGCGGCAGCAGCAGCACCAGCAGCAGCAGCAGCAACAGCGGUGGUGUCGGCAGCAGCAGCAGCAGCCCUACUGUUAACACCGGCAAAGCUCCAGCCCCACCCACCGGCAGUGCUUCCUCCCCACCAGCAGGAGCUGCCCCGGGGAGCCGCCGUCCCGCUUCCCCAGCCUCCCCUGCCCCCAGGCCUCCCGCUAAGGGUGCCCCUGGGCGUGGAAAGGGCACCUGGAGGGUGGAGGACCUGGAGGGCGAGCUGGAAAGAAAAAUAAAGAUGCUGGAAAAAGAGCGGCUAGCCAUGAGGAAGGAGACACACGGCCAGCACGAGAAGAUCAACCAGGGCAUCGACACUGUCAACCACCGCGUCACUGAGCUGGAACACACGCUGACAGAACCGUCGUUCCCCGAUGGCUUCGUCCUCUCCUUCCCCAUGCGCACCAACUACAUGUACGGCCUGGUCAGGAAAGAGAUAACCGAGAUGUACGCCUUCACUGCCUGCGUAUGGCUCAAGGCCAAAGAAGGAGGCAUCGGGACCCCCUUCUCCUACUCCGUGCCGGGUCAGCCCAACGAGCUGGUGCUGCUACAGGGAGUCCACAACCCCGUGGAGCUGCUCAUCAACGACAAGGUGGCACAGCUGCCUCUGUCCCUACCGCAGGACGAGUGGCAGCACAUCUGUGUCAGCUGGACCCUGAGGGACGGGGUGUGGAAGGCCUACCAGGGGGGCAAGAUGAAGGGGAGAGGAGAGGGACUGGCUGCCUGGCAUCCCAUCAAACCUGGGGGAGUGCUGAUACUGGGGCAGGAGCAGGAUACUUUGGGCGGGCGUUUCGAUGCCUCCCAGGCUCUGGUCGGCGAGCUCUCCCAGUUUAACCUGUGGGACCGGGUGCUGAAGCCUGCAGAGGUUGCCGCUCUGGCUGAGUGCAGCUCCUCAGCUCUAGGCAACAUCGCCCCAUGGACCGACCACGACGUGGAUGUCUACGGCGGCGCCACCAAGGAGUCCCUGGACCCGUGCCACGCUGCUCAGAGAUCCAGCCCUUCCAACCCCAAACAGUGAAGGGUGACUGGGAGAGGCCGGCCAAAGGGUGGCCUUGUUUGAUAGGUCAAUUUUGGGAGUCGAUUCAGGAGUUUAAAGGCGUAUCAAAUUGGAGUUUCCAGUAUAUUUGCUUGUUGGGGGGUGGGAAGCUUGCCGGUGGACUGAAAGAUGGCGCUAUUAAGUCGUUAAGAGUGGUGUAUCUGUUUUGUUCUUUGUGUUGGUGUCCACGCUCAUGUGUUUACUUCUGCAGUGAGAUACAGUGAGUUUAGUCACAGAAUCACCUUAGAGGAGGCUGCAUGGGGCGAUCUGCUUCUGGCAUGAACAGUUUCAAUGGAGACACUUCGUAAUAGAUUAUCGAUCGGAUCUGGUACCACCUUCUGUUUUUAGGCAAUGGUCUGUUGGGCCAGUUCACCAUACGUGAUUAUUCAGGCUGAGCUCCUCGAUGGGGUUUGAAUACAGUUCUAGAAUGAACCUAUACUGAUGCCAUGUCUAAGGGUUUCGUCGUUUUACAACAAAGUGGCACAAAGUUCUGUCUUUGCUCAUCUUGUGUCCAGUUGGUUGUGUUAAAUGCUACGACUGAUUUCUAAGAUGCUCUUGUGGUAAUGUUGAUUUUUAUCACUCAAUGGGAAACAAAAUGAGUUUUGUUCAUUUUUAACUGUAUAUGAUCCUGUUGAGUAAUGUCUGUGUGCUCUUAAGUUUUCUAUAUUGCAUACCAUGAUUUGGUAAAACAGUGGUCUUAUAAAUGUAUAACGUGUAAUGUACCUCUGCUAAUGUUGCUCUGUACCAGUCUGCUGCCCCCCUGCUGUAGCCUCUCACACACACCUCACGAAGCAAAGUUGCAGCAUUUCGCUUUGCAACGUAGACAAAGCAGCGCUCUCAGCUGACCUCUGAAAUAAACACUUCAUGUCCAACUAAGCACCAAUCAGACACCGAGAUUACGAUGAUAAAACCGUGGUACCCUUGAAUGUAAACCAGAUAAAACAAUUUAAGUGUG